AUGUCAUAUUUUGGUGCAUUAUUCUCCUUCGCGAGGUUGCAGCAUCGGAACAUCAUCCAACGCGUUUUAUAUUCGUCAAAAACCUUAGGCAGUUUGCCUUCGAAACUUUCGCUCACUUAUACUUGCAAAGUGUGUCACACUCGUCAGGGUCCAAAAGAAAUAUCGAAGACUGCUUACGAAAAAGGGGUAGUUUUGGUAACUUGUGAUACGUGUCACAAUCACCAUAUCAUUGCUGAUAAUUUGGGUUGGUUUUCCGAUUUGAAGGGAAAGAAAAAUAUAGAGGAAAUAUUAGCGGAAAAAGGAGAGACAGUUCGACGUUUUACAGUAAACCCGUCUGUUACUGAAUACGAAGAUAUGGUUGCUGCUAUGGGUGAAGUAACUGCUUAUCCUUUCAUACUACGAAAUAUCAAAAGAAGGAUGGAAGAGGAUGAGAGUGGUAGACGUCUGCUAAGGGACCGUCCGCGAAUUACCAAUGCCACAAUCGACCGAAACUACUUGAGAUCUUUGCCAGAUGGCACCUUAGGGAAGGAGUAUGAUAAGUUCCUUCUUCGUCUCGAUACAGACCCAGAUUCAAGACCCACUGUUAAGUUUGUUGAUGAUCCAGAUUUGGUUUAUGUGAUGCAAAGGUAUCGAGAAACGCACGACUUUAACCAUGUCUUGUUGCAGAUGAAAACUCAUAUGUUAGGAGAGGUGACGGUAAAGUAUUUUGAAGGCAUUCAAUUUGGACUUCCGAUGUGCAUUCUUGGCAGUAUAUUUGGUGGGGCUAGACUAAAAAAGAAGCACAGACGCAUACUUUAUCAUAAAUACCUGCCUUGGGUAUUCGAGCAAGCUACAAAAGCUCGUUUGCUGAUCGCUCUUGAUUGGGAAAAUCAUUUUGACAAGCCACUUUCGGAACUCCAAAGAAUAUGCUCAAUAACACCUUGUUCUUAA
Molecule: messenger RNA, 930 nt
Organism: Enterobius vermicularis (human pinworm)
Lineage: Eukaryota; Metazoa; Nematoda; Chromadorea; Rhabditida; Oxyuridae
Source: the annotation of a GenBank genome assembly